AUGCUAGUUCAAUUAUUUAUCUUGUCUAUAUUUUUUGUACCACAACUUAAAGCGUGUGUAGCUACGAUACCCCCCGAAGAAGUCUACAUAACAACUACAGAAGCUAUUUCUCCGACAACUACAAAAGCUAUUUCUGAGCCAGUUGAAGAAACUACUGAAGCAACUACAGAAAUGACUACAGAAGUAACGACAGCAGCGGGAGCAGGUUGUGGCAUGUGUGAUAUUUAUGCAAUCGCCCCAGAAAUGCCAGAUCCAGAUACUGAUUUCGACACUUCGUAA
Caenorhabditis briggsae is the source of this 279-nucleotide messenger RNA. The transcript has 2 exons. NCBI's taxonomy places the organism in Eukaryota, Metazoa, Nematoda, Chromadorea, Rhabditida, Rhabditidae. The record is from RefSeq and is a predicted model, not a curated record. The coding region runs from base 1 to 279 and encodes 92 amino acids.